UCUCCCAUCUGUUUUUUGCAUUGUCUCUAUUCUCGUUACAUCUAAAUCUACACAUACAGUCCUAGACUAGCACUUCUCAAUAUGCUGUCUUCGACAUUUCUAAUAUCUGCUUUUGUUUCCUCUGCCCUUGCUAUUUGGCCUCAACCCGCUUCCUACACGAAUGGUACCGGUGUUUUGUGGUUGGAUCAGAAUGUUAAGGUGACUUAUGAUGGCGGCCUUGUACGAUUAUUCCCCCCAAAUUUUUAUAUUGAUAUGAAUGCUGAGAAAGUGUUGGCUGUACAGUCUACGGGAUAUUCUGGUGAUGGGACUGGGAAUGUUACAAAUAGCAAAACUAUUGUUUCCAGUGCUGUAACUCGGGCCAUGACCAAGAUCUUCAAUCAGGGUUUGACACCAUGGAAAUUCUAUGCACGAAAUACCUUGCCCCAAGUUGAGCCCUCGGCCACUUCAAACAAGACCUACAUUACCGAACUCUACAUCACCCAGACCGGACACGAUAAUUCCUCCACCUUUAAACCUACGGAUGGUCAAGUAGACGAAUCUUAUAACCUCACCAUCACUACUGACGGGAAGGCCACCAUCAGCGCCCCUUCAUCUAUCGGCAUCCUUCAUGCACUGACAACAUUCACACAACUUUUCUAUACACAUUCCGUUGCCAAGGCUGGCGUCUACACGAAAUUGGCUCCCGUGAUAAUUUAUGAUGCACCAAAGUUUGCACAUCGUGGGAUGAACAUGGAUAUAUCUAGAAAUUGGUAUCCUGUUGAAGAUAUUAAGAGAACGAUGUUGGCCUUGCAUUACAACAAAUGCAAUGUUAUUCAUCUUCACAUCACUGACGCUCAGUCAUGGCCUUUGGAUAUUCCAGCACUUCCUGAAUUGUCCAAGUUAGGUGCUUACCAAACCGGAUUGUCAUAUACCCCCCAAGACCUAAAGGAGAUCCAAGAAUAUGGAACUAAUCUUGGUCUCGAGGUCAUUUUAGAAAUUGACAUGCCUGGUCAUACAAGCUCCAUUGGAUAUUCUCAUCCUGAGCUCUUGGCCGCCUUUAACGCCGAACCCUGGGAUACCUACUGUGCUGAACCUCCUUGUGGAUCAUUGAGACUGAAUGACUCUGCUGUACCAGCAUUCCUAGAGACAUUGAUGAAUGACCUUCUUCCCCGAGUCUCCCCAUAUUCAUCAUACUUUCACACUGGUGGAGAUGAAGUCAAUGUUAAUGCGUAUUUGCUGGAUCCUACGGUCCAAUCAAAUGACACUGAGGUUCUUCGACCAUUAAUCCAGGCAUUCGUGGACAGAAACCACAAACAAGUCAGAGCUGCUGGACUUACACCAAUGGUCUGGGAAGAAAUGCUCACAACAUGGAACCUCACCUUGGGACCAGAUGUUCUCAUUCAAUCAUGGCUCAGUGAUGCCUCAGUUGCUCAGAUCGUCGGUGCUGGACAUAAAGCUAUUGCUGGCAACUAUAACUUUUGGGUAUGUACAAUUCUGAAACAUCUUCAGCUCACUUGCUAACAAAGUCAGUAUCUCGAUUGCGGCAAAGGGCAAUGGCUCAACUUCCAACCAGGAGCAUCCUCCCAAGCUUACUUCCCCUACCUCGAUUACUGCUCUCCUACCAAGAAUUGGCGUCUAGUCUACUCUUACGAUCCUCUCGCUGGAGUCCCUGAAAACUCAACUCACUUGGUUGUUGGCGGAGAAUUCCACAUCUGGUCCGAGCAAACCGACGCCAUCAACAUUGACGAUAUGGUAUGGCCACGGGGAGCUGCGGCAGCGGAAGUCUUGUGGUCGGGAGCCAAGGAUCCAGUAACUGGACAGAAUAGAAGUCAAAUCGACGCGGGCAGCAGAUUGCCAGAAUUCAAUGAGCACUUGAGAACCAUGGGAAUCCGAUCGGGACCUGUACAAAUGAUUUUCUGCACGCAAUUGGACUCAGCCGAGUGUUCAUUGUAAUUGGAUAUGGGCAAGAUGGGAUGAUCGAUUUGAGGCUGUAGAGAUGGGCGAGGUAUUGUUGCAUUAGCAUGGAGUUAGGGCAUUGGACGUUAAUGUGUGCGUUGAUAUCUACUUGAAAUCUACUUUGUGGGAACAUAGAUAGAUUGUGAUAGAGGUCCCACAGGAAUGAUUCAUCGUUUUUUAUUGAAGAUUUUAUUAUGUGCAUGGAUUAGUGGGUGAAAGGUCGGAGCGAUAAUCAAUAGUAGAUAGAAGGUACCUUUACAAGUUGUACACCAGAACCAAGUUAAAAUCAAGAUCUCUAAGCGGAUGGGUAUACAGACUAGAUAGACUGUAGACAUUUCUCUACCCGUCAAAGGUUUCCGUGGACUUGGAUUAAGUUAUCUUAGAUACCUAGCGAAUGAAGGUCUAAGAAUGUAAAUAAGCUAU
Molecule: messenger RNA, 2358 nt
Organism: Sclerotinia trifoliorum
Lineage: Eukaryota; Fungi; Ascomycota; Leotiomycetes; Helotiales; Sclerotiniaceae
Source: the annotation of a GenBank genome assembly